CAAUUUAAUUAGCGUUGUUUUAUGACGCACGAAAAAAUGAAUGUGUUUGAACGAGCUCCUAGCUAGUCCAAGCUUGGAAUUCGUCCGAGUUCGUGGCACGCAACAAACAAAUAUAUCUAUUAGAGUUCAAACCGCGAGUGUAAAGAAUAUUGAUGAAUCAAAAAAUUGUGUGCAGUUUGAGUUCAGGUUUGAAAAAAAUUUCAAAAUGUUCUUGCAGAGGAGUGUUUCGACAUCUGAACUUUUGGCCGAGGCUGCGGGUGUAAGGAUAACAAUGACCGCUCCCGCGGAACAUGACGUGGAUAUUAUUUACAUAAAAUCAUCGUCAAGAGAAAAGGUUGUCCUGCCCGUUGACGUCACGGAAAAUGACGGCAGGGCUCCUGGGUGCGAAAAAGAGAAGAAGUCCUGCGGGUUCCAUUUGACGCGUUCAAAGUGGGACCCGUAUCCGUGGGUGGGCUUUGUCGAGCCAGGAAGCAUCGCUCACGAAGCCGGUUUGAGGGCCGGUGACUGUCUGCUCGAAGUUUGCGGCCGCGACGUCGUUGGUCUCCGUGUCAAGGAAAUAGCGACCUUGAUACAAAACCGAGCAAAACGCUCCAUAGAUCUUGAAGUAUGGCGUAGUCCCGAGGUCAUUACCGCCUCUUCAACGACCGAAGAAUUCCCUGACGAUGACCUCGCAGUAAACGGAGUGAAGAACUGCGAUCCAGGCGUGGCUCUUCAGGGUCCGCUACCAGAAGUUGCUCGAAAAUUAGCUAACGCUGUUUCCGGUACCGUCAAAGCCCUGGAGUGUCCGAUUUGUUUGGAAAGCGCAGCUCCUCCUGUAUCCCAAUGUGUCCACGGUCACAUCUUGUGUUCAGGAUGCAGAUCCAGAACCGACAGAUGCCCGGUAUGCCGAGUUCGUUUGGGACAAGGCAGAUGCCUUUUGGCGGAUAAGGUCCACGGUACUUUACGGGAGGCUUUCGAGCUUGGUAACGGCGAAUCUCAUCUGGGAGAGAAAUUAUUUGGUCGGUUAAAACGUGGGGGUGGAAAAACGGGAGUUGGGGAUAACAAGGACGUUAGAACAGGAGCUAGACACUUACUGGCGAGGCUUUUCCUCGGGGUCGGCGUUGAGCGAUCGAUGGAGAACAAAGCUGCAUCCGCCGAAAAUUUAUCCGUCAUAGUAAACGACGAGGAACAUAAGAAUUCGGGUGGGACUUCGAGAAGACUGAUAGCCAAGCGUCUCGGAGAACUUAGUUCCAGCGAUCGCGCUAAGUCGGCAAGCACUGGAGAACUCGCGAACCCUGUGAUUAUUCGCGGUCUUGACAACGAACUGAGAGAUUUUCCAAGCUCUUCUAAUCCAGAUGUUACCUUUGAAAGAGGCGCAAGGGGAACGGGCAGUCUUCUCAGUGUACCACAAACUCCGACCUGGGGUGGUUCCACGGAAUCAAUUUCCAACGCCUUUGUUCGAUGUCCUUUGGCACAGAAUACGAGAUGCACGGAGCUCGUCACCCCGGGUUUUCUUCUCGAACAUCUUGGUACGGCUCAUCAGGGGCCGCAAGUACAUUUUUACAGCGGUACAGCCACUGUUUCCGUACCCACACCCCUGGGACCGGACGCUAUUUACGUGUUGCACCAUGCGGGGGAGAUAUUCAUUUUCAAGUGCGACGAAGAAUCUGCGUGGAUAAUCACUACCGGCGGUGGCAGUAGGCAAUGGGAUUGGUAUUUGCGUGGAUGGGGUGCAGAUGGUACAGAAGUGAAGCUCCGGAGGAGCGUUGUGAUCUUGGAAGAACACUCCCAGCAAUUGACGCCUCAACAAACUGCCCCUCUUCCUAAGGCCCUUAAUAUAAGGACUAUAGAAAUCCAGCUGGUGGAAUCUUGUCCAGGUGAAGUGGCUCGGAUGUGAGACAUGAUCGAGAUUACUGGAAUCAUUUUCCCGGUUGCAUGACCUGACCCAACACUGCGUCACUCUGGUCGGUGUUAAAAUGAUGCCUUAAAAUAACACACAUCAUUAAAAGGUACCAAUAUCUAGGUAUUUAUUAAUUCAACAUGUUACAUAACGUUAUCACAUUGUAACAUUUCAUGUGAAAAGAGAGAAUAUAAAAUAAAGAUACAUAAUGUAGAAAAUACAAGAA
This is a messenger RNA of Athalia rosae (coleseed sawfly), 2105 nucleotides long. RefSeq lists its product as uncharacterized. Gene Ontology annotation, molecular function: protein binding; ubiquitin protein ligase activity. Gene Ontology annotation, cellular component: cytoplasm. Bases 41 to 1876 code for a protein of 611 amino acids. The transcript is spliced from 3 exons. The record is from RefSeq and is a predicted model, not a curated record. Lineage: Eukaryota; Metazoa; Arthropoda; Insecta; Hymenoptera; Athaliidae.